AUGGAUGGGUCAAGUGCUCAGGAUACCGCAGCAGCUGCCGCGGCAGCCUUUGACUUCAAGCUUUAUCGCUACACGCCGUCCCUCCCAGCUGCCAUUGUCAGUGUUGCGAUUUUCGCCGCCCUGACCGCAUUACAUACCUGGCGCAUCCUCAGAGCAAGAGCUUUCUAUUUUACUGCAUUCACCAUCGGUGGUUUGUUUCAAACAAUCGGAUACUGUGGUCGUAUUUGGAGUCACUUUGACACACUAUCCAUCGGCGGCUUCGUUAUCCAAGCCAUCCUAAUCCUCGUCGCGCCGGCGCUGUACGCCGCUUCGAUUUACAUGAUCCUGGGUCGACUCAUCCGAACUGUUAAGGCCGAACAUUUGUCGCUGAUCCCGGUCAACUGGGUGACUCGGAUAUUCGUCGCAGGUGAUGUUGUGGCAUUUACUUUGCAAGCUGGAGGCGGUGGUGUCCAAGCUGCAGGCACACUGGUCUUGUACGAAGCAGGAGAGAAGAUCAUUAUCGCUGGUCUUUUUGUCCAGAUUGUCGUCUUCGGGUUCUUCGUCGUCACAUCUCUGCUCUUCCACGUCCGAUUGAGCCGCAACCCGACCGUCACUGCACUGAAGGGAGGCACACCAUGGAGGCGCUAUCUUUAUGUGCUGUAUGCAACGAGCGCCAUCAUCCUCAUUAGAAGCGUCUUUAGAGUGGUCGAGUAUCUGCAAGGAAACAAGGGAUAUCUCAUUUCACACGAGAUCUUCUUGUACAUCUUCGACACCUUGCUCAUGGUGAUUGUCAUGACAAUCUUCCUUGUUUGGUACGUGCAGGAGUUGGAACCGAAGGAACGGGCGCGAUCUGUGGAUGGUCGUGAGACCUCGGGAUCUAGCGACUACGUAUUGGAUGAGAGGCGCAAAUCUACGCCACUGAAUGCUUGA
Messenger RNA from Colletotrichum chrysophilum, 909 nucleotides. RefSeq lists its product as uncharacterized. The transcript has 2 exons. The coding region runs from base 1 to 909 and encodes 302 amino acids. The record is from RefSeq and is a predicted model, not a curated record. Gene Ontology annotation, cellular component: membrane. NCBI's taxonomy places the organism in Eukaryota, Fungi, Ascomycota, Sordariomycetes, Glomerellales, Glomerellaceae.